Messenger RNA from Periophthalmus magnuspinnatus, 6601 nucleotides. RefSeq names its product zinc fingers and homeoboxes protein 2. The record is from RefSeq and is a predicted model, not a curated record. Bases 550 to 3003 code for a protein of 817 amino acids. The transcript has 7 exons. Lineage: Eukaryota; Metazoa; Chordata; Actinopteri; Gobiiformes; Gobiidae. Gene Ontology annotation, biological process: regulation of transcription by RNA polymerase II. Gene Ontology annotation, cellular component: nucleus. Gene Ontology annotation, molecular function: DNA-binding transcription factor activity, RNA polymerase II-specific; DNA binding.
CUAUGCAAAUGUCCGGUGACGUAAAAGAUCAUGUGGUAUCCGUUUCGGUCCCCCCCGUGAGCGCUCUCCUCUCAGCUCCUUUCGCUCCGUCUGUGGGUUCGCUAUGCUGCGGUCUUCUCUGCACCCUGCACGGCACCGGAGCACCCGCGGGACCCAGCCCAACUGCAGCCCGCCUCUGCACAGAUCGAGUCUCACCUGGAGAUUAUUACCCACAGUGCACUGCAGCGACGCCGGCUCGUGCUGAACUGUGAUUGGCUGAGACUUGGAAGCGCCGUGACCUGAUUGGACGAAAGCUUUCUGCCUGCAGUGUGAAUCCCGCUUGCUGCUGUAGUUCCACUUCUUGGGUGCCUUGAUCAAGGCACAUCAGACAAUGAGAUUCUUCAACCUGUGACCGCUGCUCCAUCAGCUGGUGAUGCUGCUCUACGCUGCGUUUGGAAGCUGACCCCAGCGCUCCCGUCUGCUCCUCCGAACCAGUGACUGAAACCAGCCGAAAAUAAGCCAAAUACACAUCACAACUUCACCAGCACAAACCCACAAGCCAGCAGAGCCAUGUCGAGUCGCCGCAAAAACAGCAACCCGUGUAUGGUCCGAACUCCGGAGAACCUGGAAAACCAGGAAAACCUGGAGAACAAGGAGCAGAGCGUGGAGGAGGGCAUGGGCCUCCAAACGGACCUUGAGUUAUCAGAGAAAGAACAGUCCGAGAAGUCUGAAUGUGAUGAUAAAAGUGUCGAGAAACAGGAAGAGGAGAAAAUGGAGGAUGAGAAACAAAAUGGACACCAGCUUGUGAGCGAAGAAGAGGGAGAGAAGGAGAACCAGUCUCCAGACGCAGUCAAAACUCAAACGAAAGAGUAUGAAUGUAAAUACUGUGAGUUCACAACGCUAAACCUGACGGACUUUAAAGAGCACGUGGACUCCAGUCACCCGGGAGUCAUACUGAACCCGGUGUAUCUGUGUGUUGUUUGUAACUUUAGGACCAGAAAGUUUGAUUCUCUGACGGAGCACAAUGAGGAGGCGCAUCCUGGAGAUGCCAAUUUUAAGUACCGCAGGGUGAGCGAGGACGGACACACACUUUUGGAGCAGAGCAUCGAGGAAAGUGAGGAGGUAUCAGCAGAGACCGGGUGCAUCUCCACCACAGUGAUGAGUCCAGACAGUCUGCUAAACACUAAUGAUGCUAACAAUGCUAGGGAGGCUAACGGACCCUCUGAGCAGAUCCGGGCAGUUAGCAUAAAUGGGACGGUGAUCAUCCCAGAGCCGAACAUGCUGCAGGACACAUCGCAUGUUUCUCCAAUGCUCCAGAGACCCCCAAACUUCAGCAGUGUUCCUCAAAUUGCCGUUCCUCUAAACACAUCCAAGUACAACCCCUCGCUGGACGACAACAUGACGCUCAUUGCUUCCUUCAACAGGUUCCCGUACCCGACGCAUGCAGAGCUGUCAUGGCUGACGGCAGCAUCCAAGCAUCCAGAGGAGCAGAUCAAAGUGUGGUUCACCACGCAGCGCCUGAAGCAGGGCAUCACGUGGUCGCCUGAGGAGGUGGAGGAGGCGCGAAAGAAGAUGUUCAACGGCUCCAUCCCCCCAAACCACAACACCUUCACCGUCCUGCCCACAAGUCCUGUCACCAAGCCAAUGGUGCACAGUAGCCCCAGCUCCAAGGCGAUGGUGCACACAACAACUGUGGAGCCACAGAGAAACGGAACAUCCAUUAGCUCCGUGUUGAACUCUGCGACACAUGGACUGAAGCGCAUCCUAAAUGCGCCGUCUUUUGGCCCUGACGCCAAGCGACCCAUCAUGGCUGUGGCACCAAACCCCGGAGAGAAAGGACUUAUGGCCCCGCCCCCACUGCCCCCGCCACUGCAAAAACCCUCUGAUGCCAAAAGAGCUAAUGUUAACGAAAUCAAACGCCCUGUGCCUUUAAUGCAGCCACCGCAGAAUCCACAGAAAAAUAAAAUGGUGCCCAAUGUUUUGAACAAUUCCAAAACAAAGCCACUGGUGUCGAUGCCGUCCAUCGUGUUUCCGGAGUCACUGACACGCCCGAUGAUAGCUCCACCCCCCAUCUUUGCUCCACCCUUUAAAAGCAGCAUCCUGGUCCCGAGGACUGCCAAGGAGAAGGCGCAGAUCUCUUUACCAAACGGCAUGCUAACGAGCUCUGCGCCACUAAUCCCGCCACAAAUACGCCGCCCGGCGAUUAUCCAAACAAUCCGAGGGAAUCCAAACAUGCCGCCAGGCUUUGGUGGGCUGGAGGGGGCGCCAAUGAGUGAGCAGAAUGGAGGAGACACGAAUAACGUGAGCUUAAAUGGUGCGUGGCCCGACCCAAGUCCUCAAAGUAACGGACAUUUGGAGGACGCCAAGAACGAGCUGCAGAAGGCAAGCGUCCUCACACAGUUCCCGCUGCUGGAGCGGAUGAAGGGGAAAACCGCAGAGCAGCUGAAGGUUCUGGAGGAGAACUUCCUGAGGAAUAGUUUUCCGUCUCAUGGGGAGGCAGAGGCGCUGGCGGCGGCAACGCGUCUGUCUCUGCAGGAGGUGGAGAGCUGGUUUGGAGAGCGCCGAGCCCUUAGGGACAACCUGGAGCAGGCGCUGCUCAACUCUAUGGGGACCAAACGGCACGGCAAUGGGAGCAACGGGAACAACGGGAGUAUGCUCGGAGCCGCGGACAAGCAUAAUGGCAUCAAGGCCGGAGGGCAUCUGGGCUAUACACUCAACAGAGUCCCAGAGGAGUUUGUGUCGCGGUGGUCAUUCGCCGAUGACCUGAGCCAGCGCUGGUUCAACGGUAAAACAGGAAGUGUGUUGCCAAGCUCUGAUCUGAUUGGCCCACGCUCCCAGGACCUGACUAAUGGGAGCAAUGGGAGAGCACAGGAGGCAGAGCUAAGCUGGUUCAACAAAAACCUGAGUGCUCCGCAACAUGACCACUUCAGAUUUCGACAGCCUUCUUUGGACCUGCAGACUGGAGGAGUGUUCGGGAGAUGGAUGGACCGAAGACAUGACUUGAGCGAAGAGUCCAGCGGCUGAGGUGCAGAGGAAGUUGAAGAAGGACCCGUCACAAUAAGAGCUCAUCAAACCAGGCUUUUAUUUUGGCAGCACAGACUCCACUGGACAAAUCAGAAAUUGAAAAGACAAGGAGGUUUGGGUCAUGAUCUGGGAAAAAAAAUUACAGUUUAAUAUCCACAAAAUGAUCAAACUUGGAAAUAAGUCCUUUUAUACCAAGUGUAUUUUUAGAAUCACAUUAGACAAAAAAAUAUUAAAAUAAGUGGAAUCAUUUUAAGAAUUCUGGCUUUCCAUUUCUGUAAGAUUUUUGACUCAAAAACUGCAAACACUAUAAAAAUAUUUAGAUUAGUCUCAUGUGAAAUAAAUUAGAAUAAUUCACAUUUUCAUUCCCAGAUUGUGAAGUUUGAAUCUUUCGGAUGGUUUUAUUUUGAAAAGACUCUGGAUCUUUGUGCCUGAAUCAGCAGCAGAACUACAAAAAAACCACGACACAAAAACUACAGAAACUUUAUGGACUUUAUCGACAUGGUGGACGAACUGACGCCGGAUUGUGUCGAGUGCCAAAGCUGCUCCAAAAUGGCGGCUCCGUCCUGUAAAUAGAAACUUUCCCAGAAUUUUCACAUUUUGGGAAAAUUUAAAGUUUUGUUACGUUUUUGUAAAAAGAGCGAAGCGCCCCCUGAAUCCUCAGUCCAACGUUUUCUUUUUCCAAAAAAUUUUCUUUUUUAAAAAAACACCAAAUUUUCAAGUGAAUUUAUUCUGAACUUUGAUUUUAUCUUCCUCCAUUGUUCUUAAAGCAGCACCUGCACUUGUAGUUGUUAAAACAAAUCUAUUGCACUUACAAUUUCAAACUUCACUUGUUUGAAAAAUUGCACUUUUUAAAAAAAGAUUUUUUUAAAAAUACUUUUUUCUUGAGGCACAUUUGAUUGUUCAAAUUUUUUAAGGGCCCGUGUGAGGCUGUUUUCUUACAUUAUAAUGUUGUUUCCUUAUCACAAACAGACCUGGAGUUGUGUUUUGUUUUAUUCACACAUGUUUGAAACACAAACCCUGCAGAUUUAGGCUGAGGUCUUCUCUCAAACUGAAAACACUCUGUUCCAUCUUGUGAUGUAAUGAGGUAAUACAGGAAGUGCUCCACUGUGUUUUUAAACUCCAUACACCUUCACUAGAAUCAUUUGGAUGAUUUUAGCCAUGGAAUUGUCAAUUUCUACUCAACUAAAGGUAAAAGGAGCUGUUAACUUGAAAACUACCACUUCGUGACAUCACAAGGUGGAACAGAGCAUUUUGAGCUUUGGAGAUGUAGACAGACUAAUGAUAAAGUGUUACUCAAACACAUGUGAAUGGAGCAAAACACAACUCCAGGUCUGUUUUUGAGGAGGGAGCAACAUUAUAACAUGACUUACAGCUACAAGAGUCUAUUCUGCAUAAUAUAGGACUUUUAAAUAAAUUUCCACAUUUUCCUUUCAGAAUCAUCUCCAAACAGUGAAAUUAAGAAUGUCUUUUAAUGUUUAAAGUAAAUUUCAUAAUCACUAGUUUAUUUUAAUAUUUGAGUAUUUUUCUAGUUUGGCGUUUCUUCCUGACCUGAAACCAGCAGAGAUGUGGCGUUUGAAAAGUGCCACUAAAAUAAUAAUAAAACAUGCACCUUAAGCUGUGGAAGCCAUUUAACCCGACCAGGUCCAGAGACGCUCUGUUUAUUCCAAACCACACAAUCGAAAUGCUUUAAACAGAACUGCACCCAAACACAAAUGUAUCAUUUAUUGUAAGUCUCCCACGUGUUUGAUUUUGUUUCAUGAAGCAAGUGCCUCUUUCACCAUUUAGAUUCAAAGAAAUCUCCAAAACCCAAAAUCCCGAACGUUUUUCUCUGAUCCUUUUCAUCCAUGCCAGGCUCCGAAAAUCAUUUUGUUUAUUUACACAAAACAGUGGACUUUGUGCCAGUUUUUGUGUCAGUUUUGUUUUUUUGUUUUUUUUGUUUUUCUUCAUGUGGAUAGGCCCAGUGAUUACAGAGAAAUUAACCAUAAACAUCACAUUUGUUAAGAAAUGUUGCAGGUAUAUCCACAGACUGUAUAUAUAAAUGGACAAAACUAACCUGCUAUAGCUGCCACGUUCCAAACAGGAAGUGAUCAAAGUGGUUAAUUCGAGCUCUGUUUGCAGUUCACUCUCUUGUGAAAAAACGUGGUCCCUCUCUCUGUAACUGCUGCUGCCCGACUCGUUAUUCUGACCUUAAAAUGUUGGUUUUAACCUGCUCUACAUGAUCCGUUUUAUUUCACUAUUUUGUCCCCAAAUUGAGAUAUGAACAUUAAUAACAUACAAAUCAGGCACCUUAUUUUUUACCCGAGGUCGCUCCUGCUAACAACAGGUUUAAUUUUAUAGCCUUGUUGAUAAGCCAAAUCGGCAGUGUGGGUGGGAGGAGAUGUUACCUUCAACCACCUCUCUCCUGGUUGGUCUUUGGUUUUGUGCUUGGAUUUCCAAAUAUGGUUCCUGGUUGCAGAUUAACCGUUAUAACUGCUAGCCUUGAGGUUCAUUUGGAGCCAGACGCUGCAGGUGUUAGUCCACUUUUUUUAUACAGUCUAUGGCUAUAUCAGAGCUAAUCCUGGUCUAGUCCUGGUCUAGUCCUGGUCUAGUCCUGGUCUAUUCCUGGUCUCGUGCUGAUUUCAUGCUGGUCUAGUCCUGGUCUAGUCCUGGUCUAGUGCUGGUCUAGUCCUGGUCUAGUCCUGGUCUCGUGCUGAUUUCGUGCUGGCGUAGUAGUGGUUUAGUCCUGGUUUAGAACUGGUUUAGUCCCGGUUUGAGUCUUGACACCUUAAACUCGGAUACAUUUGUGUUUUAAACUGGACCUGGUCUGAAAUAUGUAGCAAAACCCACAUUUGCGUUUCCAUUUUCAUCCAAUCGGCUGAGAGCAAACUGAGGAGGAGGCGGGGCUAACUUCGCUCCUAAAAAAGUUUGACUAAACGCACCUUUUUGGACCUGUUUUUACUGUCUCCUGUGAAGUGCAUUACAUCAUCAUGACAUCAUCACUGUUGGACUGUCGCCACGGUCAUCUGUGAGGAGGAAGUACUGUGGACGCUGUGGAUCAUGUGACGCUGAACAAACAAAACAAACAAAGAAAAAACAAAACAAAAAACACAGUGGUAAAAGGUUCAAAGUUUCACAGUAUCAAUGUCGGCUGCACUCACACCAGGAGGAGUUUGUUAUUUGGUUAAAAAAAAAAAAUUGAGUUAGAAGGAUUUAAACCAGUGAUCAUUAGCUUUAUGGGCAAAGACUCAACCCACUGCCCCAGGACAGAGGAUUUUACAUUUGCGUGAAUAAUAUUUGUCUUGAAAUUAGAUUUUAAAAGUAAAAUAAAUACUAAAAAUAAUACAUUUUGGUUUAAAAACAGUUUAAACUAUUUGAACCGGUGUCUGCUUUAGUCCUGGUUUCGUCCUGGUUUAGUCCUGCUUUAGUCCUGCUUCAUUCCCGUUUAGGCCUGCUUUAGUCCUGCUUCAUUCCCGUUUAGGCCUGCUUUAGUCCCGUUUAGGCCUGCUUUAGUCCCGUUUAGGCCUGCUUUAGUCCCGUUUAGGCCUGCUUUAGUCCCGUUUAGGCCUGCUUUAGUCCCGUUUAGGCCUGCUUUAGUCCCGUUUAGGCCUGCUUUAGUCCU